AUGUCAAACCUAAUUGUGGUUGUCGGCCUCACUGGCAAACAGGGUGGAUCUGUGGCAAAUGUUUUCCUCAAUGAAAACGGUUGGAGAGUCCGAGGGAUUACCAGGGAUGCGUCCAAGGCAACUGAUUGGCAGGCCAAAGGAGUCGAGGUUGUCGAAGCUAACCUUGAUGACAAGGCAUCCCUGGUGAAAGCAUUUGAAGGCGCAUAUGCCAUCUUUGGGACGACUGAUUUCUGGGGGCCAGUGUUCAAUCCUGCCACAAGGCUCAAGCUUGCAGAAGGUCAGCAGAUCAACGAGUAUGCUUUCCACUACGAGCAGCAACAGGCUAUAAAUAUCGCAGAAGCGGCCGCUGAAACGGCCGGACUCCAGAGGUUUAUCUCUAGCGCACUCUGCAAUGCAAAACACUGGACACAAGGAAGGCUGCCGCAUGUCUACCACUUUGAUAGCAAGGCUUUGGCUGUAGAGCAUAUCAAAGCAAACCUGCCUGAUUUGGCAGCCAAAAUGUCUGUGGUUCAGAUAGGCUCAUACAUGACAAAUUGGGGAACUGGUAUCAUUCCUAGGAAGCAACCGGAUGGCACAUGGCGCCUGGCCAUGGUUGGCAAGGGGGACACGCCUAUUCCUCAGCUGCUGGCCGGUCAGGAUACAGGAUUCUUGGUCCGCGCGCUUCUGCAAGUUGCUCCAGGAAAGAAUCUGUUAGGCACUUGUAAGAUGCUCACCUGGAAAGAAUAUUUGAAAGUCUGGUGCGAGACCCAGCAAGUGCCGUACGGGGGAUAUGAUGAGCUCUCCAUUGAGCAGUUCGUCAAGUUCAUGCCUGUUGAGCCAGUCAUCGCCCUCGAAUUUGCAGAGAUGUUUGCUCUUGCGGAUAAUCCCGGCUACGAUGGAGGGGAUCCUUCCAUUGUUCUACCAGAAGAUCUGGGAGUUCCAUGUCCGACGACAUCCUGGGAAACCUGGUGCAGGCAGACCGAUUUCUCACAUAUUGUGAAGCAAAAAUAG
Messenger RNA from Penicillium macrosclerotiorum, 990 nucleotides. RefSeq lists its product as uncharacterized. The transcript has 4 exons. Lineage: Eukaryota; Fungi; Ascomycota; Eurotiomycetes; Eurotiales; Aspergillaceae. Bases 1 to 990 code for a protein of 329 amino acids. The record is from RefSeq and is a predicted model, not a curated record.